UGUGUGUGUAGCGGUGGCUGUUGCAAAUUUGUUGUUGGCCAAGCCAAACAAAAAAACAAAAGCGAAAAGCCAGUGAAGUUGCGAAAAAAUGCGGGCCAAAAGCUUGGAGAUUUUCGGCAACGGCCUUUGAACUCGACAACUGGCUUUGACAUCUGUUCGCGAUCGGGAAUUUAUGAAUCUCUCUCUUUGUCUCCCUUUUCGCUCUCUUUCUCCGUUGAAAACCAGGCCAAAAGCAUUUUCCAACAGAUUUUUUUAGUUGUGCACUUGUGGCUGUUGUAAUUUUUCCGAAACGUUCUCGCUUUGGUGCAUUCCUAAGUAAAUGCUACUAAUAACAAGGGGAUAAAAAGAAGAGAAAAAAAGAAGGCAAUCCAAAGAUUGGCCAAAGAGAUGAAAAAAGUUGCUUGACUUGUUUGACCCGCGUUUGUGUUUUUGUGAUACUGUGUGUGUAUGAGUAAGUGCGACUUCUCUUUCGUCUUCUUCUUCUUCGGAUUCUUGUUGUUGGCCAAGCCGUAUUCUACAUAAAUAACUAAACAAAAUGACACAUAAGAGCCAUAAAAAUGAAUUUUUAAUUUAUGCAACCACGGCUGCUGCAUAAGUUUUCAAAUUUAUAUAAUACUUAAACAAAACUUGUGAAAAACAAGCAAAUAACGGUCGCAUAAAUGAGCAUAUUAAUCAAUUUGAGUGCAUAAAUUAAGACAAACUGAUCAUUACUUAUAAUUAUUGAUCUAUUGCCAACUUAUUUGUAAGGAAAUCGCAAUCAAGUUUGCUCUAAUUCCGUAUAAUUACCCUUUUAUGUGCCACAUUUUCACCCAUUAAAUUAACCCAAAAUAAUUCUGCAGCCUGUGAUAAAACAAAGCGAGAAACAAUAAAAAGAAAAGAAGAGAGUGGAGUGAAGAACAAAGCCAGCGGUUUCCAGUCUCCAGCAACAUUCCAUGAAACCCAGAGAUCAGAGGGCGCCCUAAUGAUUCCUCGCUGGCACACAAAUGACGAAUUAUGAGAACCUUAUAAAUUUGCCAUUAAAUUUUAAUGCAAAUAAUCACGCCAGUAAUAAUGAGAACAAUGCCAAAAUUGCCAUCGGUGGCGAGCAGCUGCUGAAUAAGAUGUCGCAGCGGGAUUUCUCCGAGAACGAGCCGGAAUGCACGCCGGAGUUGCCCGCCGCGAACCGCGCUCUCUUCCUGGAGAAGGUGCGUCAGUCGAAUGCCGCCUGCCAGAGUGGCGACUUUGCCACAGCGGUGCUGCUCUACACGGAUGCCCUGCAGCUGGACCCGGGUAACCACAUCCUCUACAGCAAUCGAUCGGCGGCCCUGCUGAAACAGGGUCAGUUUGCAGCCGCCUUGCAGGAUGCGACGCAGGCGCGCGACCUGUGUCCCCAGUGGCCGAAGGCUUACUUCCGCCAGGGCGUGGCGCUCCAGUGCCUGGGUCGAUAUGGCGAGGCCCUGGCCUCCUUUGCCUCCGGCCUGUCCCAGGAGCCGACCAACAAGCAGUUGAUGGGUGGCCUGGUGGAGGCCUCCCUGAAGAGUCCCCUGCGCACGGCACUGGAGCCCACGUUGCAGCAGCUGCGCACCAUGCAGCUGCAGGAGUCGCCGUUUGUAGUCAGUUCGGUGGUGGGUCAGGAGCUCCUCCAGGCGGCCCAGUAUCCGGCGGCGGUGUCCGUUCUGGAGGCAGCGCUCCGGAUCGGCAGCUGCUCGUUGAAGUUGAGGGGUUCCGUGUUCAGUGCCUUGAGUUCCGCCCAUUGGGCCUUGAAUCAAUUGGACCAGGCCAUUGGCUACAUGCAGCAGGAUCUGGCGGUGGCCAAAUCCUUGGGCGACACGGCUGGUGAGUGCCGGGCACAUGGAAACCUCGGCUCGGCUUACUUCAGUCAAGGGGCCCACAAGGAGGCGCUCACUGCGCAUCGCUAUCAACUGGUGCUGGCCAUGAAGUGCAAGGAUACUCAGGCGGCAGCGGCCGCGUUGACCUCACUGGGCCACGUGUACACGGCCAGCGGGGAUUACCCCAAUGCCCUGGCCUCCCACAAGCAAUGUGUGCAGCUGUUCAAGCAACUGGGAGAUCGAUUGCAGGAGGCCCGCGAGAUUGGCAACGUGGGAGCGGUUUAUCUGGCCCUGGGCGAAUGUGAAGCCGCCUUGGACUGCCAUUCGCAGCACUUAAGACUGGCGCGCAAGUUGCACGACCAGGUGGAGGAGGCCCGGGCGUACUCCAAUCUGGGAUCAGCCCACCACCAGCGGCGGCAAUUCACCCAGGCGGCGGCCUGUCACGAGCAGGUGCUCCGGAUCGCCCAGGCUCUGGGGGAUCGGUCCAUGGAGGCGGCCGCCUAUGCGGGAUUGGGUCAUGCGGCGCGGUGUGCCGGCGAUGCCAGCGCCUCGAAGAGAUUCCACGAGCGUCAGUUGGCCAUGGCGCUGUCGGCCCGGGACAAACUGGGCGAGGGCAGGGCCUGCUCCAAUCUGGGCAUUGUCUAUCAGAUGCUGGGCUCCCACGAUGCGGCGCUGAAGCUGCACCAGGCCCACCUGGGCAUUGCCCGCUCCCUGGGCGAUCGCACGGGCAUGGGCAGGGCGUAUGGUAACAUGGCCAGGAUGGCCCACAUGGCCGGAUCCUAUGAGGCGGCGGUUAAGUACCACAAGCAGGAGCUGGCCAUCAAUCAGGCGGUGCACGACCGCAGUGCCGAGGCGGCCACGCAUGGCAACCUGGCGGUGGCCUAUCAGGCUUUGGGUGCCCAUGAUGCGGCCUUGACCCACUACCGGGCGCACCUGGCCACAGCCAGAUCGCUGAAGGACACCGCUGGCGAGGCCUGUGCCCUGCUCAAUCUGGGCAACUGCCUCAGCGGACGGCAGGAGUACGAGGAGGCGGUGCCGCACUACGAGAGCUACCUGAUGCUGGCCCAGGAGUUGGGCGAUGUGGCCGCCGAGGGCAAGGCGUGCCACCUGCUCGGCUACGCCCACUUCUGUCUGGGCAACUACCGCGCCGCCGUGCGCUACUACGACCAGGAUCUGGCCCUGGCCAAGGAUGCCCAGCAUCGACCCAACAUGGGACGGGCCUACUGCAAUCUGGGACUGGCUCAUCUGGCGCUGGGACACACUGCCGCCGCCCUGGAGUGCCAGCAGUUGUUCCUGGCCGUGGCCCAUGCCACCAACCAGCUUCCCGCCAAGUUCAGAGCCUUGGGAAACAUUGGAGAUAUCCUCAUAAGAACAGGAUCACAUGAGGAGGCCAUCAAGUUGUACCAACGUCAGUUGGCUUUGGCCCGAGCCGCCGGAGAUCGUUCGAUGGAGGCGGCUGCCUGUGGAGCUCUGGGAUUGGCCCAUCGACUGAUGCGCCGGUGGGACAAGGCGUUGGGUCAUCACACCCAGGAGUUGACACUGCGCCAGGAGCUGGGGGACUUGUCCGGCGAGUGUCGCGCCCAUGGACACUUGGGAGCCGUUCACAUGGCCCUAUGCAGCUGGACCAAUGCAGUGAAGUGCUACCAGGAGCAGCUGGAGCGGGCUCAGGAGCAGCGGGACGCUGCAGUGGAGGCCCAAGCGCAUGGAAACCUGGGCAUUGCUCGUCUUAACAUGGCCCACUACGAGGCGGCCAUUGGUUGCCUAGAGGCGCAACUGGGAACUCUGGAGCGUGUGUCUCUGCCCUCCACGCAAGCGGAUCGUGCUCGAGCCCUGGGCCAUUUGGGAGAUUGCUAUGCCGCCCUGGGGGACUACGAGGAGGCGUUGAAGUGUCACGAUCGGCAGCUUCAACUGGCCUUGGGCCUGACCAGCCAUCGGGAUCAGGAGCGCGCCUAUCGAGGAUUGGGCCAGGCACGCAGGGCACUGGGGCAGCUGCCGGCCGCUCUGGUUUGCCUCGAGAAGCGUCUGGUGGUGGCCCACGAGCUGCACAGUGCGGAGAUCAAGGCACUGGCCUACGGUGACCUGGGCCAUGUCCAUGCCGCCCUGGGUAACCACACGCAGGCGCUGAACUGCCUGGAACAUCAACGGGAACUGGCUCAGGGUCUGCAGGAUCGCGCCCUGGAAUCGGAUGCUAUGUGUGCCCUCGGUCAGGUGCAGCAGCGAAUGGGUCAGCACGCGGAGGCACUAGAGCUGCAUCGACAGGAUCUGCAGAUUUGCACGGAGCUAUCCGCUCCCGCCUUGCAGGCUCGUGCCCUAAGCAACCUGGGAUCUGUCCACGAAUCGCUGGGAGAGCAGGCCGAAGCUCUCAAGUGCUACGAGCGGCAAUUGGAACUCAGCUCGGAUCGUUUGGCCAAGGCGCUGGCGUGUUUGGCCCUCGGAAGGGUUCACCAUCAGCUGGAGCAGCACAAUCAGGCGGUGGACUAUUUGCGGCAGGGAUUGGCAAGUGCCCAGUCCAUGGGAAAGUCGGAGGAGGAGGCCAAGAUAAGACAUCAACUAGGUCUUGCCCUUCGCUCCUCUGGCGAUGCCGAAGGAGCCCACCUCCAACUGGAGACCGCCGCCCAGUUGCUGGAGUCCGUGCGCCACGAACAGCGAAGUCCGGAGACGCGACUGGCCCUCUACGAUCUGCAGACCAGCUGUUACCACCUGCUGCAGCUUCUUUUGGUGGCACUCAAUCGCAACGAGGACGCCCUGGUGGCCGCCGAACGGUGCAAGGCUCGUGGCGGAGCAGACGCCGUGAGCGGGGAGAGCUCUAAGGUUCCGCUGGCCGACAGCGAGGCCAUUCAGGAGACGGUCAACCGGGGAAGGAUGCCCGUGCUCUACUACAGCUUGGCUGGGGAGCAGCUCUUCGCCUGGUUACUCAAACCACAGGUUGGAAUCGUGCGCUUUCAUGCCGCUCGCAUCGAUGCCCAUAGCCUGCAGCUUCCGUUGUCCCUCAGCGAAGAGGAGGAGGAACUGGAGAUGGAGAGGGAGCUGCAACUGGAGCGGGAACAAGAAGAAAAUGAGGGUGAGGAUCAGCGGAAAUCCCAGCAGGCCGAUGGCCUGCUUGAGCGCUAUGUGAACUUGGUGCGCGACAACCUGGGUGUCAACUCGCAGAGCAUCCUUUACGAGGGUGACGGAAGUGGCUGGCGAGCCAGCACGGAGCAAUUGCUGGAGGAUCUGCCCGGAGCUGGAGGGGCUGGCGGAGGCGGUUUCCUGCGCAUGGUGAGCCGCAAUCAACUGCUCAACUCUUCGAACUACUCCCUCAGCUCGCUGUUCUCCGUGGGAUCGGUUGGUGGCUCCGUGGCCAGUCUCCAGGGUUCCAUGCGAUCCGUGGGCAGUCGCAGCUCACGGAGAGCUCCGGCCUUGCCCGCCUGGCAUGGACCCUCCUGCCUGCACACCCUGUACAAUCUUCUGCUGGCUCCAUUCGAUGAUCUACUGCCCGCGGGAGGAGCAAAUGCCAGCCGACAGGGCAGACGAGAGUUGAUCCUGGUGCUGGAUAGCUCGCUCUACCUGGUUCCCUUUGCCAUUUUGAGGGCGGCUCGAGAGGAUGGGGAAUAUCUGUCCGAGCGGUGUGCCAUCCUGACCGCCCCGUCACUGCAAUCUUUGCGUAGUCGUCCCCGAAGUAGACGAGAUCGAGCUCGUCCACCCAAAGCUCUGGUGGUGGGCGGUCCUCGGAUUCCAUCCACCCUGGCGGAACGUUGGGGCUGGGCUGCAGCUGAAUCUCCGGCAGCUCUGCAGGAGGCCGCCAUGGUGGCCGAUAUGCUGCAGGCCACCGCCCUGGCUGGCUCCAAUGCCACCAAGGAGUCCGUUCUGGCCGAAUUGCCCUCCGCCGAGUGCGUCCACUUUGCGGCCAAUAUCAGCUGGCAAUCGGGUGCCGUCGUCCUGAGUCCCGGCGAUGUGGUCACCGCCGAACAGCAGGAGCAAAAGGAACCACAUGAGCCCCAAUUGGCGGACUUCACCCUGGCCGCCGGUGAACUGCGUCAGCUGCGUCUCAGUGCCCGUCUGGUGGUGCUGAGCUCCUAUCACUCCGUGGAACCCAUCACCGGAGCCGGAGUGGCCCAACUGGCCGGCAGUUGGCUUCUAGCUGGAGCCGGAGCAGUGCUCAUUUCGCUAUGGCCAGUUCCGGAAACGGCGGCCAAGAUACUGCUGCGCGCCUUCUACUCCGCCUUGUUGCAAGGUGCCCGAGCAGCCCGCGCCUUGGCCGAAGCCAUGCAAACGGUGCAGCACACCAAGCACUUUGCCCAUCCGGCCAACUGGGCUGGCUUCCUGUUGGUGGGCAGCAAUGUCAGGCUGUCGAACAAGGUGGCCCUGCGCCAUGCCCUUUGCGAACUCCUGCGGACUCCGGAGCGCUGUCGGGAUGCACUCCGCGUUUGCCUGCAUCUGGUGGAGAAGAGUCUGCAGCGGAUUCAUCGCGGCCAAAAGAACGCCAUGUACACCACUCAGCAAAGUAUUGAGAAUAAGGCGGGCCCGGUGGCUGGCUGGAAGGAUCUGCUAAUGGCUGUGGGCUUCCGCAUCGAGCCGGCUGCCAAUGGGAUUCCGUCCAGCGUCUUCUUCCCCCAGGCGGAUCCCGAGGAGCAACUGGCCCAGUGCUCGGCCAGUCUCCAGGCCCUGCUCGCCCUGACCCCGGCCACCCUGCAGGCGCUGGCCAAGUUGGUCCAUGUGAACAGUGCCGAGCAUGCAGAGGAUAUUAUAGCCGUGGUACGGAAUAUCCUGGCCCAGUUUCCGGGCUCAAAUCCUCCCGGCUCCGGUUCGAGCUCCAUCAAAACGGAUGUGAUGGCCGAGACCUGCUUCAUCGAGAUGCCAUUGAGUGUAAGACUGUGGCGCGUGGCUGGAUGCCAUGAGCUGCUCGCCUCCGUGGGCUUCGAUUUGACAGAGGUGGGUGCGGAUCAGGUGGUCCUGCGCACGGGAAAACAGGCCAAUCGACGGCAGUGCCAAUUUGUGCUCCAGGCCCUGCUCGCUUUGUUUGACACCCGCGAGGCUCCCAAGAAUCUGGGCCUGGAUCCCGACUCGGAGCACAGCAGCAGCUGCGAGUCCCUGGCCGAAACGGAAUUGGAUGCCCCACCAGUUCCGCCCGUGGCCAGCAGCACGCCCUCCGUGAACGGGGCCACCAAGGCGCCACUUCCGUUGCAUCCACGCAGCGCCUUCAUCUCGUAUGUGCGACGUCGCGGCGAGCCGGAUGGCGGGCGAACUGAAGCCAUCGGUGGAGCAGGGGGCGCCGGCGGCGGCUUGGAUUCCAGUCUGGCCAACACCACUGACAGCGAGCAUUCCCUGUCCGAUGGCUAUGCCACUCAGCCGGGCUUUGGUCUGUCCAAUCCCCGACUGGGCUAUGCUAGCAUGCGGGCUCCGGUGAGGGUUUCCCGACCUGGAGGUGGCGGCGAGAGCGAUGCCGCCUUCACACCGAGUCCACCCGUGACCGAUCCCAGCUUGUCCCUGGCACUGGCUCAUCAGACGCGCAUCCGAAGUCUGUACUCGCAGACCAGUUCGGUGGCUACAGCUCCUCCAGCGGCGCCAACCAUGAGCAGGAGGCCUGAUAGCUCCAGUUCGGCGAGCAGCACCACGGAUUGGGAGGGAUCCGGUCAUGCGACCGUCUUGAGACGUGGAGUAAGUGCGGCAAUGCCGCAACAGCCGCCACCACUGCCACCGCCACGGCCACCAACGUAUCACAAUCUGGGCGUGGGCGCUGGUGGACGUAGCAAACCCAAGAUCAAAUUGGGCAGUGCCCAAAGUUCUCUGGCAGCACGGGUUAACAAGGAGCAUGCUCUGUUCAUGGACAGGCUGAGUGUACGAACGGAGCUAAGUGCACCGGGAGGAGGUAACGCUAAUGCCAUGAGCAAUGGAUCAGCCACAAGGAAACCACUGGCCCUGCCCGAGGAGGAGGAGGUCUCCAAUGUGGUCUUCAAUCCAUCCAGCUUGUACUUCUCCCAAUCGGACGCCGAUCUCCUAAACGAAGCCAAGCAGGAGGAAUCUCCGCCAGCUUCGAAGUCCAAUGGCAAGUGCCUGCAGGACAGCAUGAUGCGGCACAUGAACCGCGAGCUGACACCCAGCCUCUCAGAGCUGUAUCAUGAACGUAAUCUGGGCUUGGGCUUGGCUCCACCGCUGUCCAAGCUUCUGUUGAGUACCAACUACGAAGAGCAGGAGGUGGUCUCCAUGGGCGAGGGCUGCCCACAAUCGGGUGCUGGCCUCAAAACUCUAGUGGAUGCCGUCAGCGAACUGGAGCUAAGUGGCAGUUCAUCGGGGGCCACCAUACCCACGGUGGUGGUAGUGGGUGGCGGAGGCAAUGAAGUGGAGGGCUCAUCAUCCACCGCUCCCACCGUUGAAGCCACCUGCCCCAUUUGUGGUGAUCCCGCUGACGUCAUCUGCCGCUGCAAGGCAGCCACCAUUCAGAAGAAGAGCAUCCUCAAGCCCUGGCUGAGCAAUGUGCCGGACAGCAGUUUGGUGCAGGCCAGUGAGCUGACCACGGCGGACAUUUUGGAGCGACGCCUGGAGAUUCACACGGCCGGAGCUCCCUACUCCGUUGAUCUUUGUCGGCGGGAUGAGGGCGAUGGACGAUCGGUGGCGGAUUCGCAAUGCAGCAGCAACUACAAGCGAGUCCUGGCCAGCGCCACCGGAAAAGCAGUUAGUCUGGUGGGGAUUGGCAAUGGAAUCGAAGCGGAACCCCAGAGUGCCACUUCCGGGGCCACCUGCUCAUCUGCCCGCCUUGUCUAGAUAACUACUUGAUCCCUAGUUACAUUAAUUUAUUAUUGCAUGUAUUUAUUGUUUUUCGUAUUCCGCAACAAACGCAUUUUAUGGAUAAUUUAUUUUCAUUACCAAGCCACUGAUUAAAAUUUAUUCAACUAAUUUAAUAGGUCUUUACUAAGACCCCCCUUAAACUAAUAGAUUUUAUAGAAUUGUAUUACUUAGCAAAAAUAAACUGUUAUACUGAAUAUCUAAAGAUGAAAAGGUUGUUUUAUUUCAAUGAACUCUGAUUAAAGAUGCUGUUAAAUCGAAAUUUGUUUAAACCAUCUUUGAAAAU
Drosophila gunungcola (fruit fly) is the source of this 8856-nucleotide messenger RNA. Its product is annotated as tetratricopeptide repeat protein 28. Gene Ontology annotation, molecular function: protein binding. The transcript is spliced from 7 exons. NCBI's taxonomy places the organism in Eukaryota, Metazoa, Arthropoda, Insecta, Diptera, Drosophilidae. The coding region runs from base 984 to 8549 and encodes 2521 amino acids. The record is from RefSeq and is a predicted model, not a curated record.